GACACCGGUGUAGGUGUAGGAGUAGAUGUAGGUGUAUACCAUCGAGGUUUGGCGCGGUCGCGUACUGUUCUUGGCACAGUUUCUGGUCAUCUCCUAUUGCGAGCGGAACGCGAGCGAUACUCGCGCGCUGGAUCCGUGCGUGCGGUUCUCUCUCUCGCGUCUCCUCUUAUUCCGCUCGGCCUGCAUCCGCGUCUAGUUUUCUAAUAACGUCCCAGCCCAGUUGCACGUCUGGCACCUGCGCUAGCGAGAUCUCGGCAGAAGAGAAAAAGAGUCGCACUGCCGAAAGAAAAUGCAAUUGACAACGUGUUGCAGAUGCUGUUCCUUGAAGACAGGCACUAUAUUCAGCGGAGUAUGCGGAAUCGUACUCGCCGUGAUUUCCCUGAUCUUGAUCUUCACAGUGAAUGUAGAAUGGAAAACGAUAAUUAUCGACAUCCUAGACAAAACGGCCGUCAAAAUUAUCUUCGCCAUCAACCUCUGCAUGACUAUCCUAAUCUCUUUGUUGCUCAUAAUUGGCGCCGUGAGGAAAAAUACAUUUAUGAUGCUUCCAUGGGUAGUCCUAGGCAUUAUGUUAGCUGUCGCUCUUUUUGUGAGCGUUCUUUACACCUCGAUCAUGUUCUUCAUAAAUCACGAAGUCCUCAACGGCGUCCUUUGGUUAAUAUUCGGUCUAAUAGCUGUCGUGAUAUACACAUAUAUGUGGCUGGUGGUGUACAGUUAUUUCCAGCAAUUGAAGUUCGAUAAGAUGAAUAGAGGAAUAGGCCCCUAUGGAAAGCCGUAUAAUUAUCGACGACCAUGAAAAAGCACAAUUGAACACAUAGAUACAAUUAUGCACAUAUUGAAUUGGCCCGAACAUUAUACAUCGCAAGAGUGCCUCAGACGUGUAUUUCUCUCGAUACAUUUCGUUAAAUUUACUGAAACUGACUUUUCCCACGAUGGUGUCAAUUUACUAUACAAUACGGUAUACAAUAAGAUAACAAUUAAAGAGAAAGGCAGAGAUUUAUUUAAUUAUUUCUUGCACAUUUUAAGUAUCUAUAAUAGCCUCACGAAGAUAUUCAUAUCACAAUUUAUAACUGCAUCAAAGCAUACAUUUUUACUUACACGAUUGAUUAUUUCGCAGAUAUAUUUCAUAAACUGCCUGUAGUAGCGAUUGCUAGCGAUGGUGAAACGUUUAGAGAGAUCAUAAAUGGUAUUUAUUAUUAUUAAUAUUGUUAUUGUUGUCAUAUAUAAUCGCUCGCACAAA
Molecule: messenger RNA, 1237 nt
Organism: Harpegnathos saltator (Jerdon's jumping ant)
Lineage: Eukaryota; Metazoa; Arthropoda; Insecta; Hymenoptera; Formicidae
Exons: 5
Coding region: 290-793 (167 amino acids)
Source: RefSeq, a predicted model, not a curated record